AUGGUGAAACUGAGGCUGAAAGAGGUUAGGGAGUUGCUCAAGUUCACACGGCAAGCCAAGUGGAAGCGCCUGACCUCGGAGGGCAGUGCCCAUCUGGACAUGUUUGAGCACAUCAGCCUCAUGACCCUCGACAGUCUGCAGAAAUGUGUCUUCAGUUUUGACAGCAACUGCCAGGAGAAGCCUAUUGAAUACAUUUCUGCCGUCUUGGAGCUCAGUGCCCUUGUGACAAAGCGGCACCAGCAAAUCAUCCUGCACAUGGACUUCCUGUACCACCUCACCACUGACGGACGGCGCUUCCGUAGGAUCUGCCACCUGGUGCACGACUUCACAGAUGCCAUCAUCCAGGAGCGGCGCCGCACCCUUCCCGAUCAGGGUCUUGAUGACCUCCUCAAGGCCAAAGCUAAGGUCAAGACUUUGGACUUCAUCGAUGUGCUCCUGUUGGCCAAGGAUGAAGAUGGGAAGGAACUGUCAGAUGAGGACAUCCUAGCUGAAGCUGACACCUUUAUGUUUGGGG
Equus quagga is the source of this 514-nucleotide messenger RNA. Its product is annotated as cytochrome P450 4F3-like. NCBI's taxonomy places the organism in Eukaryota, Metazoa, Chordata, Mammalia, Perissodactyla, Equidae. The annotation marks the transcript as partial. The record is from RefSeq and is a predicted model, not a curated record. The transcript has 4 exons. Gene Ontology annotation, molecular function: monooxygenase activity; oxidoreductase activity, acting on paired donors, with incorporation or reduction of molecular oxygen; iron ion binding.